Messenger RNA from Vitrella brassicaformis, 3082 nucleotides. Lineage: Eukaryota; Vitrellaceae. The record is from the annotation of a GenBank genome assembly.
UUGGCUGGCCUCUGUGAGGGCAGACAUCGCACAAUAAAUGCGUCUCUGGUGGACUGACUGACACAACUUUGCCGCUCAUUCCUGCGCCACCACCCGCUGGUGUCAGUCAUCUCAUUGAAGGAGAUUGAACCUUCAGCCCGCCGCCCCACACCCCACACCCAUGCCAUGCAGUGUCCGAAUUACACUCGUGUCAGUCAGUCGAUGGACGGCAAUCGACGCAGCGCAGCUGCCUGCCUGCCUGUCGGGGUGACAGAGAUGCGCACAGAACACACCUCAGUCUCACUCACUGUACUCAACGAAUUGCAGCCAUGCACACACACAAGCGGCCGAGCCACUCACUCCUGCCCACACACAUCAUCCGGCCAGCCAGUCCACAUUAAGUCACUCACUCGCUGACUCACGCAGACAGACAGGCAGAUGCUUUCAAAACUCUCUCAGAUCGAUGCAGGCAGCGCCUCCCUCUCCCGGUCCCUCACUCAGUACUGAAUUUCUGGUGUGUCUUGGUGCGGGCGGUCUAAUGGGUGUGUGUGUGUGGUCCUGAGGGGUGGGUGGAGUAGUUCGUUGAUGGGCAAGUUAGUCAGCCAGUCAGUCGUCGACGUGGCCGUUGCGCUGCUCCUCGCGGUCACGGUCGGCCUCCCUGAAUGAAAAGGAUUCCAAGGCAUACACACACAACACCCAAACGACGCGAAUAAGAACAAGUGCAUGUGAAUGCGUCUCUCUCUCUCUCUCUCUCUCCCCUCCUUACUUGUCUCGGUCGUCGCGUCGCUCAUCGCGACGGUCGUCAUCGUAGCCACGGUUGUCACGGUCACGAUCGCGGUCGCUGCACAUUACCGGAGAGCACCGUGUCAACACAAUACAACAAGGAGUCGGUGUCAAUCGUCGUCAGUGUCGUGUGUGUGUUGCUUUUCUGGCUCACGCGUCGCGUCCGGCGUCGUGGCCCUCGCCCCCGCGGCCCUCGCGGUCCUCAAACACCUGAAUCUCCACACACAGACACACACAACAGACAGCAAGAUGGACGCAGGCGAACGAGGCAGACAAAGCCAUGCAAGCACAGCACAGUUCAGGGCAGGUAGAGACCAGAGGCGGGCAGCACAACAGAGAGAUAGAUACAGAGGAAGAGAGCGACUCAGCCAGACAGACAGACAACACAGUGAAGUCAGACCAAUCAGCUACCGUGUCACCUCCUUCCUCCUCCUGUGGGCGAUGGGUGGAUGCCAUGUAUGACGCGCCCGCCCGCCCGCCAGAGGGGGAGGGGAUGGAGGGGAAUCAGGGAGGGAGGGAGAGGGACACACCACACAUAGGGGGCAGGGCAGGCAGGGCAGCACCAGUCACGGACGGCACGGCACGGCUGGCUCUUGUCCGGUCCAUCCCAUCCUAGGGUACGCACGGCAAGGCACAGCAAGGCACGGCAAGGCACGCAAAAGGUCUCUCGUGGGCUGGAUCCCUUGCUCUGCUCCAUCAGUCCAGCAGGCAGCCAGGCAUCCACCCAUCCAUUCCAGGUAGGCAGCCAGCAGCAAAAGCACGGUUGGAUGCAUCCAUCUAGUGAGCCCAAAAAAGCCUCGCUCGCUGUCUCUCGGCUCGUCCCAUGAGUCCAUGGAUAGCAUGGCUGGCGAUCCGAUCGGCUCGGCUCGGCUCCCUCCUGGGGGAAGGCCUUGUGUGUUCAUGUCUACGGAUCUCCCUUGCUUGCUCCUCCCUCUCUCAAUGGUCCUUAGAUGGAUAGAUAGGCCCCCUCUUCUCCCGCCCGGCAGCCACGGCAUUCACGGCACCACACGCAGGGGAAGGAAGGGCACGCAGGCAGGGAGGACGGGCCAGGCAGGAUGGCUCCAUCCCUCCCUCGGUCGUCGUGUGUGGCUAUGCUAUCCACCUACCCGUAUCUCUCCUGACGAGAAGGGGUUCUUGAACGUAGACCCAUUCAGACGCUUGAUGGCGUGAAGCAUGUCCUGCAGCCACCGCACGUCACAGUGUGAGGUGAGAGAUGCAUGGCGAAUGCGGCGUCGUGUGUGUGCCCUCCCGCGUGUUGCCUGCCCUGCCCAUCUCACUCACCUCCUCUCUCUCGUACUCAACAAUACCUUUCUGCAGCACACACAGCACAUACACACACAGGUGUUCGCUCAUCGAGGCUCCAUGCCUGUCCUGUAUCUGUGUGUGUGGUGUGGUGUGGUGUGGUGUGCGGUGCCUGCCUCGCUCACUCACUCCCUCACCCCGUGUUCGACGUUUGCGUAUCCGACGGCGCCGGCCGACCGCAUGUGGUCCUUGAGAUCCUGCCAACUGGCGCUGUCCGGCAACCCCUCCACUAUCACACGAUACUCGGUCCUGUACAUGUAAAGAACCACAUCAAACACGCAAACGCAGCUGAUGAGACCUCUGGGAGGGAGACGGGCGAGUGUGCAUGGGUGUUUCCUCACCGUUUGGGAGGGUUGGAUCCCUUCCUGAACCCGUCGUAGGGUCCGUUGCGCCGCGGGCGUCGCUCUCCUGUGAACUGGACCUUCAGGCGGUUACCGCCGAAGCGCAUCCCGUCACGCAUCUCCACCGCAUCACCAGCAUCCCUGUAGGCACACACCGCACACAACACACGGCAGAGCGUCAACGGUGGCGUGUGGUCCCUCUCUCCGUGCACUGUGUGUGUGGAUGUGUGUGUGUGUGUGUGUAUGUGUGUCUGACCGAGGGUCGCUGAACUCGACGAAGGCGUAGGCCGUGCCGUUGGAAGUGCGGCCAGUUUUGAUCUCGAUGUCCACGAUGCGGCCAAACUGGACACAGAGACACCCCACGCACAUACAGACGAUCAACAGACGGCGCAACACGCGCCAUUGUCCUGUCUGUGUCAGUGUCUCCGUCUCUCUCGCCAGCUGCCUUCCCACCGCCUCCUUCCCCGCCUCAUUCUCCGUCUCGCGUGUCCUCUGUGCAUCCUUGCUGCCUCCCUGCCUUUUCGGUGUGUGCUGUGCUGUGGUUACCUUGUAGAAGACGUCAUCGAGCUCCGACUCACGGACGUCGUCGGGCAGGUUGCCGAUAUAUAUCCUGGCUGAAUCGUUGCGCACCAUGGUGGCUACCAAAGCUCCUCAACUCCCGAUUCCUGCUUCCUUCU